Messenger RNA from Manihot esculenta (cassava), 1402 nucleotides. RefSeq lists its product as uncharacterized. The transcript has 11 exons. The record is from RefSeq and is a predicted model, not a curated record. The coding region runs from base 167 to 1015 and encodes 282 amino acids. NCBI's taxonomy places the organism in Eukaryota, Viridiplantae, Streptophyta, Magnoliopsida, Malpighiales, Euphorbiaceae.
CCUUUUCAUUUCCACUUCCAAAUCCCAUUAAUGCUCGGCAUCGUUGAGCUAGCAGCUCCUACGCAAUUUUUUUUCUUCUCUUUGAUACGGCAUGCUACAGCCAACAAUGAAUAGAUAAAACGGAAAGCAAAGUGGGAACAUCAAAACUCAUUUGAAUUGGUAAAAAAUGACAGUAGGAAUCAUUUCUUGGAUACUCUCUGUAGCGAUUCUACACCAAAUUGGGUCUCCAAAGCCAGUGGCUGCAGUCUGUCAACUCAGUUUUGUUGACGGGCAGAAGCUUUUCAACUUCAGUUUAACGUCUCCUCUCACGAAAUUCCCUCAUGGUGUAAUCAGCGAAGAUGGGUUUUAUAAGGUGGCAGUAAAUGAAUCCGUGCUUUGGUUUCAGCUAUGCAAUGGAAUGGUUUUUAAUCACGAUCAGCCUAGAUGUGUCGGCUGCCUGGAUUGUGGGGGGCCAUCACGUUGUGGCAUGAAAUGUAGUGCACUUGUGGCAAACAACAUAGAAGGUUAUGAUGUAUGCACUACUAUUGGACACUUCUCAAGUACUGUCACUGGCAUCAUUGAUGAGCAGAAUCCUCAAAAGGGUGUCAUUGUUAAGAUGUCAAAUAAUGUGAAGACGUCCUCUGGCUCUGAGAAUUGUUCGCUCUCUGUAUCUGUCAUUUGCAAUUCAAAUGGUGCUCAAGGGCCACAUUCACUGAAGAAAUUAGGGGUCUGCGAUUAUUCUGCAGUACUGCAACAUCCUUCUGGUUGUGCCGUAGUUGUAUCUGUUCAUGGGAAAGGAUGGGGCUGGUUUGGCACCUUGUUAAUCAUUAUCUUAUGCCUUUUUGGAGGGUAUAUGUUGGUUGGUGCAGUUUAUCGAUACUUCUUCCUUGGGAUUCGUGGGUUAGAUAUAAUUCCAAACUUGGAUUUUUGGGCCAGAUUGCCUCAGAGAAUACAGAGUUAUUGUGCGGCUCUGGUGCGGAAAUUUAGAGGGCCAACAGAAGGUUAUCGGAGUUCAUAUUCUCCGGUCAAUUUUUAGCUAUUACAAUUCAGUUUCACAUUUAGUAGUAGAUCAGUUGAGACGUCUGGAGUGCCAAUGAUUGAUGAUGGUCUAUGGUGGCCAUCUCACUGAAGUAGACUUCAAAACUCCUUUGCAGAAAUGCUCUACCCUUUUGUUGACGUGUAUGCUAGUGCCACCAUAUCCCAUUUUUAUUUCUUCCCCAUGAUUUCUUUCUUCAGCUAUAUUCAUUUGAUUGUAAUCUCUCUAGUGGCUACGCAUAUGUUCUAUUUCUGCUCUAUUGACAUUUUUUUAGCUGUCAGGCGAGUUUUUGAAUGUACAUUAUCUUUUAUUACUGUUUCUUUGUCACAUUCACAUGCACACAUUGUGGCAUCUGCCUUAACUUCAGUUAUACCGUUGAAAUUUUCA